Meriones unguiculatus (Mongolian gerbil) is the source of this 813-nucleotide messenger RNA. RefSeq names its product SCP2 sterol binding domain containing 1 (gene Scp2d1). The transcript has a single exon. NCBI's taxonomy places the organism in Eukaryota, Metazoa, Chordata, Mammalia, Rodentia, Muridae. Gene Ontology annotation, cellular component: cytosol. The record is from RefSeq and is a predicted model, not a curated record. Bases 75 to 545 code for a protein of 156 amino acids.
ACAAUCUGACUGUAGCAUUACUGUGGCCACAGCGCUCACAGGCCAGAUGGCACGGUCAAGAGGACCACAGUAAGAUGUGGAAGAGAACUGAUCCUCAAGCCAAGAUCAAAGCAGGGGAUAGGCCUCAGACUUGCCAUUCUCUGGCUCUGGGACCGGCCACAGAGUCGGCACUGCCACACCCGCUAGAACUGUCAGAUUUUCAGAGCUUCUCGGUGUUUGAGGACAUUAGCCACCACAUCAAAGAUGCAGGAGCCCAACUGGUAAAGAAAGUGAAUGCCAUCUUUCAGCUGGACAUCACCAAAGACGGGAAGACCAUUCUGCAGUGGACCAUUGACCUCAAGAAUGGUUCAGGCGACACCUAUCUGGGAUCUGCACGGCUUCCGGCAGACACUGUCUUCAUCAUCCCUGACUCUGUCUUCAUGGAGUUAAUUGUGGGUAAGACGAACCCACAGAAGGCUUUCCUGGCUGGCAAGUUCAAAGUGAAAGGCAAAGUUCUCCUCAGCCAGAAGCUAGAGAGGAUCUUCAGAGACUGGGCUAAAUUUUAAGCAUGUAGGAAAGAGAGCCAGGAAAGGUCAAGACGUCUGGCUUAUUUAGAAUGUUGAGUCGCAGUCGUGCUUAAACUGAAGAUUAAAGGAAAAAAUAGCCAAUAUUUUUACUCAAAUUCUUCCUAUUCAAGUUAGAUUGAUUUCCUGCUGAUGUAUACAUUUGCUGGGUUCUGGGGCAGUAAAAAGUGUUGGAGUGCAACGCCUACCACCUUUGUCCUUUCAUUUUCUAAGCUGUGUUUAUAUCUUGAUGUGUUAAUGUGAGGGCCAU